ACACUUCGGGCACUAUUCCUGGAGGUUUUGAUGCUUCCGGAAUUAUCCAAGGGAUUGAUGAUGGUGGUUAUGAAUUUGAAAAAGUUUUCCCUUCUUUGAUGAUUAGGGAGUUGUGGGAAGAAAAAGAAGAAAGUGCUAAAAAAAUGAAUUCUUCCGAAGAAGAUUUGGAACAAAAGCGAAAGGAGAUUACCAAAACAAAUCAGGAAUUGUCCACCACAAGAAACGAACUCUCUGACCUACAGAAUAAAUUUAGUAAUCUCCGACUGGAAAAAGAUGAGAAGGUUAAGAGAUUAAGUUCACUGGAAGAAAGUUUAAAAAAAGAAAGAGAAGACGUGGAGAAAAAGAAGCAAGGAUUAAUUAAUUCCGAAGAGAAAAUAAAACAAUUACAAAACCAACUUGAUGAUUUUCGAAAGGAAAACCUAAAAAUGAAAAAUGAAAAAAAACUUCAUCAAUUAGCUGAAGAACUACAAGAAAUGCUUGGUCAGGGAUUAAAAGACAACAUUCAAACCAAAUUAGAAGUCAAGAAGAAAGAGCAAGAGCAAUUGAAGUUUGCAGUUGAGAGAGAAUUAGGAAAUCAAAUUUAUCUGCUAGAUAAUCUUUUAGAAAAACAAGAAAAUUUUGAUUUAGCAGUUUUUGAGGAUGUUAGCCAAAGAAGUAAAACUUUUGUUCGGGCACAGGAUAAAUUACAAGAAGCCAAAGAUAAAUUAGUUGCUAAACUUAGUCCAGAGGAGAUUGAAGAAUUUUGUCAAAUCCAGACCGAAAUAAGCAAGUUGGAAAUUCAAGAAAAACAGUGA
Molecule: messenger RNA, 794 nt
Organism: Funneliformis geosporum
Lineage: Eukaryota; Fungi; Glomeromycota; Glomeromycetes; Glomerales; Glomeraceae
Source: the annotation of a GenBank genome assembly